GCCAUUCUCAGAACAGGUAAAAUAUUGUUAAAUAAAAAUAGCUGUUAUGUACGUUUUUAAAAUAACAGUUUAUAUUAUAUUAAGGAGGUAAAAGUAUUCAUAUUACUAUCGGUACUCGGGAAAGUGACCAGAGAAAGAUUCCUUAUAAUGAAGUAGAAGUUUUAGUAAAUACCUUAGGACUUAGUCAAUUGAAGUCAUAUGAAAUGUUAAAAACAUUGAGGAGAAGCGGCGUAAAGUUUGAGUCAAACAUAGAGAAAGCCCUGGAUGAAAAAAGUAAACUACUUUCCAACUUUUAUGUCACUGAAUUAUUAGACUUUCAAGAAAAGGAAAAAGAUAAUGACUACGCUACAGUGAAGAGACACUUGGUAUAUAUUGAAGAUAUUACAACAUUUUUGGAUUUUGUAAUGAAAUAUCGAGGGAAGGUUCCACAAAACACAUUUGUAAAGGUUGGAAUAGAUUCAGGUGGAGGAUCACUGAAAGUUAUAGUAAAUCUGUUUGAUCCAACCAAGGACAGGACAGAAGAUAGCAGCUCCUUAGGAUCAUACUCAGGAGCAAAUACGUCACUUGUUUUAGCUUAUUGUGAAAGGGUAAGUGAGAAUCAUUCUAACAUGACAAUGAUUGUGGAAAAAUUAAAAUUGCAUGAAUGCAAGUACUCAUUGGCUUCUGACAUGAAGUUAAUCAACAUAUUGCUAGGAAUUUCGGCUCAUGGAGGAAAGUAUGCAUGUGCAUGGUGUGAAGGCUCUUCAGAAUUAUUUUCUGGAGAGUUAAGAACAUUUCAAUCUUUGAAUAAUUACUAUGAACUGUAUUCAUCUGCAGGAUCUCCGGUGAAAAGAAUGAAAGAAUAUAAGAAUGUCAUUAAUCCUUGUCUGCUUAAGAUAGAAGACAAAUCUCUAAGUAUAAUAAGAGAGAUUCCAUUACCAGAACUUCACCUUCUGAUGGGAUUUGUUAACCAUGUGGCAGAAUUUAUAAUGCAACUUUGGCCUGGAUUUAUAGAUUGGGUCAAGAGCAUUGGAUGCCUUCGAAAAGGUUACCAUGGAGGAACAUUUGAAGGAAACACGUGUAGAGAGAUACUUAAAAGUUGCGACACACUUGAGUUGAUAAUUCCUGUUGAACUGUAUCCUCUCUUAGAAACAAUGAGAAAAUUUAAUAAGGUUGUUCAUGGUGUCUUUAGCUAUAAACUUGACCCAAACUAUUCAAUUUUAAUUGAAAGUUUUACACAAAGCUAUAAGGAUGCACAAGACUAUUGCAGAGAGGUAAUUGCUGUUUUCUUUACCCUUUGUAUUUAAAACCAAGUUAUUGAUAAACAUAUUUAUA
This is a messenger RNA of Hydra vulgaris (swiftwater hydra), 1314 nucleotides long. The record is from RefSeq and is a predicted model, not a curated record. NCBI's taxonomy places the organism in Eukaryota, Metazoa, Cnidaria, Hydrozoa, Anthoathecata, Hydridae.